CUGAAGUGUGAUAAAGUAAAGCAGGAAAGAACCUCUUAGUAGGUCUACACUUGUCGGAUACGUUGUUUUCUUCAAAAUGAUUAACAACUCGGCGUUAUGUCAAGAGGAGAUGAUAACAUAAACAUUGUAACACUUAUUUAAUCGAGAAACCACGGAGCCUACCGACUUCUGUCAAAAUCGCCAGUCUCUCGGUUGAAGAAGGACGUUUCGAGGAAUUGAGCUGAUGUGAUCUGAAAGAAAUAGAGUCAGGAAGGGCUCCUUGAGGACAUGAGUCUCCCUGACAAACAGCAGUAUCAUCUGAGAAGAGGACAGAUAGGUGACCCAGAGAAUCCUCACAGGGACAUCAUGAAGAAACUAGGCUCCACUGGGUCCAGUGCCCCAUCGAUGGAGAGUGACCAUUCAAAAGGCCUCCCACCUGAAUUCAAGGGGGAAGAGGAAAGCACCAAGUCCUGGGAUUCUAGUUCUGUAUCAACCUAUAGUGUAUCAAGUGGAAGGGACCAGUGUGAUGUUUGCAGUCACACAGCAGUGAAGACAUGUUUAACCUGCAUGGCCUCCUACUGUGGGACUCAUGUGAAGGACCACUACACAUCCCCAGACCUGGAAAGACACCAGCUACAGAACCCUCAAGACACAUCCUCAAAGUCUAUCAUCAGAAGAGAUAUUCCUCCUCCUGGACAGAUCCAGUUCACUUCAGUGCAGACAGACUCUGUGUCCUUAAGCUGGUCACCACCAGAGGGUGCUCCUGGACCCCACAGGUUCAGAGUGACCUGGAGAGGAGGUGAAAAGCAGCACAGAAUGGUAGUGGCAGGUUUGGGUCUGAAGGUGACAGGACUGAUUCCAGGAGAGAAGUAUAACUUUGCUGUGGCCACCCUCGGUGAAGAUGGCUAUCAGAGCUCAUGUGUGGAGAGAUCUGUUCAUACAGAGGUUCCUCCACCAGAGAAUCUCACUGUGGAUUCGAGCUCAUCGGAGGCCUCUGUGAGGUGGACCAAACCCGCCGGAGUGGACCAGAUAUCUUACCUGCUGGAGCUUUUCAGUGAUCAGAUAUGCAUAGGCUCUAUCCACAGAGAUUAUCCUAAUUAUACCAUCCCUGACAUACAACCUGGAAGAGAUUACACCAUCAGAGUGACCACUGUACUGAGCAAUGGUCGUCAAAGUGAACCAAGCAGCCAGGUCUUUAAAAUAGGUAUCAAAUACAUGAUAUUUAUGUGCUUAUCCACAAUGGACAUUUCAGCUCUGACUGCCCUUUGGAUGCUAAAUGUUGGAUAG
Messenger RNA from Sardina pilchardus (European sardine), 1266 nucleotides. RefSeq names its product fibronectin-like. NCBI's taxonomy places the organism in Eukaryota, Metazoa, Chordata, Actinopteri, Clupeiformes, Clupeidae. The coding region runs from base 268 to 1266 and encodes 332 amino acids. The transcript is spliced from 9 exons. Gene Ontology annotation, molecular function: protein binding. The record is from RefSeq and is a predicted model, not a curated record.